AUGGCUAGGCUGCUUCAAGUGAUGGUGGAUAUAAAGCAAAAUCUCAAAGAUCAUGCUGUUCCAGAUCAACAUGUUGACCUAGGUGCUGGGCAGGGUGGAGAUCUUGAUGAGGAAGCAUCCAUUCAGAAGUUUAAUCAGCUAUCAAAGUUUUCUACUUAUCUAAAGGAGAUAAAUGAUAGCGACUGGAAGGCCAAGAGACUUUUGGAAAAGAUGAGGCUUGAAUAUAGACAGCAAUUUGCUCUGCUAGGAGUAACCACAUAUGCUGACAUGUGUAAUCGGCUCCGAAUUACAGCAAGAAGGUGUUGGGAAGUAGAAGCAGAAAAGAGACGAGAUAGUCAUGGGAGGUUCUCGUCCUCCCUAGGUCCUUCGGGUGGAGUCUCUAGGAAGACGGGUUAUGGCUUGAGUAGUUCUGUAGCAUCAGGCAAGAAGAGCUUUGCUUUAAAUAUGCCUGCCCUGACCUUAAGUACAGCUCGACCACCACGGUGUGCUAAGUGUGGGCGGUCACAUCCUGGGAGGUACUGGGCAUGUUUUAAAUGUAGGAAACCUAGUCAUUUAGCAAGACAAUGCCCUGAGGGAAGAGUGGAGAUGGCAGAGCAGAGAUCUACCAUUCCAGGACGAGUCUAUACACUAUCUCAGGAGGAGGCAAGAGCGUUGCCGAAUUUGAUAAAAGUGUCUACGCCAUCUGGGUCAUUUGAUAUGACCAGUAAGGCAUGUUUGAAUGUAGAAGUGAGGUUUGAAAAUCAUUUGACCAUUCUAAAUUUGAUCCGAAUUCCUAUGAAGGGUUUGGAUGUGAUUAUCGGUAUGGAUUGGAUGAUGGCAAAUAAUGCCACCUUGGACUGUGCUAGGAAGAUAGUUUUGUUAUUGGUACAUGCUACACCGGCUAAUAUUCCUAGUGAGUCUAAGCUUUUAUCAGUGGUACAAGCAGAGAGAUUGAUGCAACAAGGGUGUAUGGCUUAUAUGGUUUUCUUCUCGAUGCAUGGGGACUACGAUGGAAGUAUUGAUAAGAUUGGGGUAGUGAAUGAAUUCCUUGAGGUAUUUACGGAUGAUAUGUCUGAUUUGCCUCCAGAAAGGGAAGUGGAAUUCACCAUAGACCUAAUUCCAGGAACUGAACCAAUAUCAAAGGCACCAUACCAGAUGUCACCAAUGGAGUAUGGGUAUUAUGAGUUCCUAGUCAUACUAUUUGGGUUAACAAAUGCGCCUGUGGUUUUCAUGGACUACAUGAACCGCACAUUUAGGCCUUACCUAGAUCAGUUUGUUGUGGUAUUCAUUGACGACAUUUUGAUAUAUUCUGAAAAUGACGAGCAGCAUGCGAAGCAUUUGAUGAUUGUGCUACAAAUUUUGAAGGACAACAAGCUCUAUGCCAAGUUUAACAAGUGUGAGUUCUGGUUACGAGAGGUUUGA
Prosopis cineraria is the source of this 1401-nucleotide messenger RNA. RefSeq lists its product as uncharacterized. The record is from RefSeq and is a predicted model, not a curated record. The coding region runs from base 1 to 1401 and encodes 466 amino acids. NCBI's taxonomy places the organism in Eukaryota, Viridiplantae, Streptophyta, Magnoliopsida, Fabales, Fabaceae. The transcript has 5 exons. Gene Ontology annotation, molecular function: nucleic acid binding; zinc ion binding.